Messenger RNA from Oreochromis aureus, 1589 nucleotides. RefSeq names its product Ly1 antibody reactive homolog (mouse) (gene lyar). Gene Ontology annotation, cellular component: nucleolus. The coding region runs from base 397 to 1434 and encodes 345 amino acids. Lineage: Eukaryota; Metazoa; Chordata; Actinopteri; Cichliformes; Cichlidae. The record is from RefSeq and is a predicted model, not a curated record. Gene Ontology annotation, molecular function: DNA binding. The transcript is spliced from 8 exons. Gene Ontology annotation, biological process: rRNA processing; negative regulation of transcription by RNA polymerase II.
CUUUCGCACAUGCGUGGUACCGAUCGUGUUUCCGGUACGGAUUGGGUAGUGGUACCCUAAUGUGUGUUUGGAAAAGUUUGUAAUAUAACGAAGCUGCUGAACGUUUGCGCUCAAAUGUGAUUUUGAGGAAACGGAUUUAAUCCGUGGGCUCACACCGUUUUGACCUCCACUUUUCCCAGGAGAUGGUUUGUUUUUGUAGUGUUUUACAGUUUUAGGGGACCAGGGUCUGCCGCCGUUCUUUGGCUAACGUUAGCUCGUAUCAGCGCUGUCACAUGCGUUCAGCUUUCGCAUGAGAGUUUAACCGACUUCGGUUUAUAGGUCAGUACCGCAGAGUGUAGGCCGGUUCAGUUUUGACCGUUAUCGCCGCACUCUAGCCAAACAGGAGAGUCUUUGAAUAUGGUGUUUUUCACCUGCAACGCUUGUGGGGAGUCCCUAAAAAAAGCUCAGGUUGAUAAACAUGUAAAUAUCUGCCGGGGCUGCCAGGUCCUGUCCUGCAUCGACUGUGGAAAAGACUUCUGGGGCGAUGACUACAAAACCCACAUUAAAUGCAUCAGUGAAGAUCAGAAGUAUGGAGGCAAAGGCUACGAGGCGAAAACAAACAAAGGAGAUGUGAAACAGCAGCAGUGGCUCCAGAAAGUCCACGAAGCCAUGAACAAACCUGGAGUCAGUGCAAAGCUAAGAGAUGUCCUCCAGCAAGUCAGUACUUACGAUAACGUACCUAGAAAGAAGGCCAAGUUUCAGAACUGGAUGAAAAAUAGUCUCAAAAUACCAAACCCCAGUCUGCAGGAGGAAGUGUGGAAUAUACUUGCUGCAGCUGAUAACGCUUCAGAGCCCCCACAGCCAGCUCGGCAGACAGCGGCUGAAGUCAAAGUGCACACUAAUGGAAGAGAAGAGCCGAAUGGCCACCCAAGUGUUGAGGAAGAGAAGAAGAAGAAAAAACUGAACAAACGGGAACGCAAAGAGGCCCGACAGCAGAAGAAUGGGAAAGCUACAAAAGGUGCUGAAAAUACAGUCGCACAAGAGCUGGAGGAAGAAAUGGUGGGCAAAAAGAAAAAGGACAGAAAGAGAAAACAGCUCUCUGAAGAACCCAGGGAUGAUGAGAACAGCCAUGGCACUGAAAAUGAGACAUCGAGCAAGAAAACAAAGGUUGAUGAAGAAACGGAGGAUGCUGAUGAUCAAGAAGAGACUGAGGAUCGAGCUGUUACUAAAGGCAAAUUUAAUUGGAAGGGGAACAUCAAGGCAGUACUGAGAGAGUCACCUGACCAGGAAAUGUCAGUGAAGAAACUCAGAAAGAAGGUUUUGGCUGCCUACUAUUCCUACACUGGUGAUAGGAAUUUUAAGAAGGAGGAAGAAGUGCUAGCACUUUUCAACAACAAGAUCACCAAAAAUCCAAAGCUUAGAGUUUUGAAAGAUAGAGUUAGACUUGUAAAGUAGACUCCUUCAUCUUCUCCUUUUGACAUAUUGCAUAGAUUUUUAAAAUUUCAAAGCCAUCAUUAUCUUAUUGUUGUCUGUCAUCUUACAUUGGACUUCCUUUUUUUUUUUUAAAUACAGUUGACAUGAUGUUGAAGAUAAAACAUUUUUACCACUGA